Messenger RNA from Diaporthe batatas, 2948 nucleotides. RefSeq lists its product as uncharacterized. NCBI's taxonomy places the organism in Eukaryota, Fungi, Ascomycota, Sordariomycetes, Diaporthales, Diaporthaceae. Bases 177 to 2948 code for a protein of 923 amino acids. The record is from RefSeq and is a predicted model, not a curated record. The transcript has 6 exons.
ACUCGCCUUCCAAAGGCUUUGACAGCAUGCUCAAAUUCCCACCUUUUGAAAUCACCAAAAGAUAACAAAGGUGUACUCUCAGAUCCUCCUCACCCAUAAUACCAUUCACUAGUCUCCCCCAUCCCCCAUCUGCUCUUCCACUUGCUUGUCCUUCCCGCCGUUUGACCGGUCUGAGCAUGGAGCCGUGGGAGUCGGAGACCGAGCUUGGAUCAGACGAAUCCGGCAGCGACGACGAGACCACACCACCAUCUGGAGCCGGAGCAGUUGUUGCUCAGAGCUCCGAGACAAUGGGUUCCAAGAAGUGGAAGAAUGAAUUCUUCGAAAAGCUCGGCAACAUCAAAACCUUUGGUGAUUUCGCUUGCUCUACUCGUUACCCUCAGCACAUUAAUCCAGGCCUCGAAGUCGCGGGCUCACUGAUACCUCUUCCUCUGGUGGAACGCGACGCGAGCACGAUCAAGAGCAAAAGUGAACAAGCUCCGUUUGGACGCGGUGACGACACGGUUGUCGAUGAAUCCGUGAGAAAGACAUGGCAGCUAGACGCGGGCCGCUUCCGCUGUUCGAAUCCGGCCUGGGCUGCUUUCCUCGACACCGUCCUACGCGAGACUGUGCAGAAACUUGGCAUGCCAAAGAGCGUCCGAGCUGUACCAUGGAAGCUGUUGUUGUACGAAGAGGGGUCGUUCUUCAGGCCUCACAAGGAUUCUGAGAAAUCGCCAGGGAUGAUAGGCACGCUCGUCAUCUCCCUUCCUUCCAGGCAUGAGGGUGGCGAGGUCCAUCUUUCUCAUUGCAACAAGCGCCACAUUUUUGCAACCUCGCACUUUUCAGAGUUUGAACUUGCAGCCCUCGCCUGGUAUUCCGAUGUCACGCACGAAAUCAGACCCAUAGCAUCCGGAUAUCGGCUUGUCAUGACCUACAACCUCGUCCAGCCGAGUGGCCCCACUCCUUCCCCCGGCCUGUUCGUAGAGCAACAAAACCAGCUGCGAGGUCUCUUGCGGCAGUGGAGGUCUGCAAUGCCCUCGAAGUCGAAAAUGAUCUUCCGAAUGGAGCACAAAUAUUCCGAGUCAUCUCUCUCACUCCAGAACAUGAAAGGGCGCGAUGCACAAAUUAUUCGAUGCCUAAAGCAAGCUUGCCAUGAAACCGGAUUCUAUCUACUCUUAGCUUUGAUGACCAUGACGGAGACCGAGCCAGACGCUUACGAAGGCGACGACGACGAGGAAACCCUCCAGCUGGACUACGUUGCGACUCUUGACGGAAGCUGUAUUACGAGAUCCGUCGAUGUCGAGUUGAGCGAGAUUCUGGGGCCUGACCCUUACAAAGACAGGGCGGCGGACAGUGAAGACGAAGGUGAUUUCACUGGCAAUGAGAGCGCACCGUCGGAAUUUCGAUAUCAUGAUUCUGCAAUUUUGAUUGUCCCUCACAAGGGCCUUGUUGACCUGGUCAAAACACCGCAGUGUUCUGUUGAAAAUUUGAUCCAGAUGGUAUGUUUCUCUCCGGCUGCUUCACCGGAAGGUCCUGCUGGUAGGAAUGAAGUGGUUGCUUUCCUCGCAAGUCUAUUGGAGAACUUCGGGCCAUCAAUCAACGAAGAAGCACGUCUACUCAACAUGAUCCUCAGAGCAUGCAGACUUUGGUCGUCUCAGUCACUCUACAACAAAGCUAUGAGGAGAGCUGUGAUGGAGGCUCAGCGCAGAACUCGAUACUAUCUAUCCCACUCGUCCUUCAUGGCCCCUCGCACAAGAUCCCCCACUGCGGAAAUAUCCGAGGCACUUUCUAAAUUUGUUAAUGAGUUUUUCUCGAAUCCCACGGGUCAAGAUUGGGACCAGUGCCUGGGAGAGUUGGUUCAAGGCCUCGAUCCCGCGUCUCUGAAUGCAGCACUCAACGCCAUCCAAGAGCGACUCAGGCCCAAGGAGCUGAAAGAAUCUUUCGAAGACUGGCGGUCUUCUGUCGAAAGCAACAAGUUUGAGACCAAAGAUUCCUUGACGGCAGUUGAUCUCCCAUUUAUUUUGGACCUGAUUCAAUCGCAUUCCAAAGACGACGAGUGGAUUGCCAAUCGACUUCUUCCAAAGCUGUCUGAACAGGCUGAAAAGCCGCUUCUCUAUGCGCUUCUUCACAAACUCUCCGCCGAAAAGGGCUUUUCUGCACUCAAGAACACAUCCUCUGUAGCAAGACGUCUGUUCGAGGCCACGUUCCCGAAGUUACAUGUUGAAAUUGGUGAUUUGGAAGACAAAUCGCAGCGAUCACCGCAAGGGUCCAGCAAUUUCGGCGGGGCCUCGGACAGGAACAACAUCACGAGCAGUGUGACUGGAUUCACGAACCUGCUUGAGAACUGUUUCAUGAACGGUGUGGGGACGAACGGCCUGAGAGACCGUGGCAUGGUGUUAUUGAGGAAAAGCCACGAGAGUCUAUCCGAGGCCUUUGGACGUUUGCCACCAAAGGGCUCCAAACGAGACAACGCCACCGGAUUGCGGCCCUGGGGCGUCCCAGUUGUGACGGAGCGGGCACCGGGCGAAGAAUUACUUGUGGAUCUUGAUUUCAUCCGCGCGCCAGAUCAGGUCAAGGGACGUUUCUCCUAUGGCAAGGAGAUUCGGCGGCAUCUCGAGUCUGUCCUCCCCAGCAUACACUACAGGUGCGCAACAGAUACGACGAGCGGCAAGGGCAACUGCCACACCCUAGUUGUGACCAAGAUCGGCAAGGAUACUGAAUACAAGGAGGAGAUGAGGGUGUAUGAAGAUAAGAUGCGACUAUAUGAGAAGAGACUCUUGAGUUUCCGUCAGCCAAUCGUGCGAAGACUUCUUGGCAACGAGACUUACCAGUCACUGAUCAUGGUUGACUCCGCGCCGUACGACGCGUCUACUACUAGUGUGCCGUCUAAGAGAAGUGCUGGUGAGAGCCAAGACCAGCCUGCAUCAACCAGGCAACGGACAGAAGAGGUCGUUGACUUGACCGAAGAAUAA